UCGUCAACUACUUGUGAUUAUAUACGUGAACGAACGGCCAUUAUUUUUCGCAAGCUGACGACUAUUGAUCAAUUUUCUCCAUCUUUCCAGCGUUUUCCUGCCGUGGUGGUUGCUUACCAUGGCAUGGUUUGUAGUUUUACUGGCAGUUCUUUUAGUGCAGUGUGGUUCAGCUGUAUUAUUGGAAUCGUAUGAACCUGCUUACAUCCAAGAUGCCAACCCAUCCUUCAUGUGCUUGGCCAAGAAUGUCAGUGAUAUCUCAGGUCGUGUGUACUCUCAUCUGGAUGUAGAGAGAGCACCCUAUGCCCCCAACAUGGACUGCCUGUUCACCAUCAAUACGCAGCCAGGACGACGAAUCAACCUACGCUUUGAUUUCUUUGACCUGGCACCUGGAUUUGAUCGGGCCAGUAAUAGGUGCCGAUCUGAUGCAGACAGGUUCAUGGUUUACGAAUCUGACAAGGACUUUGUCAUCAAGAAUGACAUUCUCCAGCCGGAGGUGACAUACUGUGGUGGAACAGGCAAGUUCCCCAAGGAUUACCAAUCCUAUGGCAACAUUGUGACCAUCCGCUUUCUGACAGAUGGGCUGAGCUCCCCGGAUGCGGGCGUCAAGUUGGUUUACACAUCCUACAAGCCUCCACAAGAGGGAUCUGAUGACUGUUUCCGAUGUGUGGACGACAGCAUGUGUAUUGAUGAAGAGCUGACUUGUAACGGCGUGCCCAAUUGCAACGAUGACUCGGAUGAAGCCGAUGCAUUGUGCCGUGAGGAACUGAGUAACUUCUUGGAGAUCAUAAUUGAGAAGCUUGGUGUUGGUGUGGUGGCUACCAUCGGCGCUGCAAUUGGCCUUCUCAUUCUCAUCAUCUUCAUCACCUGCAUUGUCUGCUGCUGCUGCUGCAAGAAGGGUGGGGAAGAUGACCAGAAGCAGUACCGCACACCCCCCACCCCCCGGCCAGGAUCCUACCCCUCCCACAACUCCAAUUACUCCUCCUAUUCCUCCUCUGCCUCUACCACCAACGGUGGUAUGCAUCCGAUGCCUGGUCUGCACAGCAGGAUGUAUGAGGGUCUCCAUGGGAUGAAUGGAGGUGGGAGUAUCAAUGGAAGUAUCAAUGGCAUGAAUGGAGUAGGUUCCCUGCCUGACCAUCAUCGCCACCACCACCACCAUGGCCCACCCCAGCCCUGCCACCCCUACCCCCACCAGCAUAGCAUGAAUGGGCUUAACAGGACCCCCUACCCCAACUACCCACCCACCUACCCAUCCCUGCCCAGUGGUGGCUCACUGCAGAAUGGUGGCUACAGCGUAGCAUACAAUCACGACAAUGGACGCAUGGAGUUCCCCCACAAAGUCUAAAUAAAAGCCAGACCAUUUGAAUUUAUUUACCGUAUAAAUUAUUAAAGGGAUCAAGUGUGUACACCACGACAAGAAAACUUCACAGGGUAUUUAUUGAAUGUAAAAUUAUUAGUGCUUGGGAUUUGUAAGCAAACGCCUAGGUAUUUAGCGAAAUGCCAUCUGAUAGGCCAAUGCAAGUAAUGUAGUCUUAAGAAUUUCUUGUUGUGGUCCUUCCCAUGGCAAGCAGCUGACCCAUAUACUGUGGUUAAUAACCUGUGAUACUCAGCGGUGUUUCCAGCUUUUUAUGCCAGGGAGGAGGGGGAAAAAUUAAGACUGUACUGUAUCGACAUCUGAACCAUCUUAAAACCAUCUUUGUAGAAUACUGUUGUUUUCUGUUUUAUGACUUCAUCAAAAUGGGCAAGUCCCCCCCCCCCCCCCUCCCUCAAGACUGGAUACGCCACUGUUGGUAAUUCUGUGGUAACUACUUCAGUGGUUUACAAGCAUUUUUCAAGGAACUCCUCAUUCUGCCCCUGUUUUAUUUGUUGUCAUAAUUUACCUUGUUUGGUUGUCUUUACAAGCAAAGUGGCCCUUAUGUGGUCUGGAAAGGUACUGCCCAUAAUUGGACCUGUGGCCAAAAAUAUAAAGUGACUGGAUAAGAUUGGUACAUGUACAUGUCAUCCCUGUGCAUAUGGUGAUUGGCCAUGCUGGACAGGUUCUGUGUUAUCCAUGAGUACUAGACUCUGCCUAGUGAUUCAAGUAGACCAGUGCCCCUGAUUUGUGUCCAUGUUCUAUGGCCAUGUAUGGUUGAUGGCCCAAGUCGAAAGUUGAUGCACAAUCCAGGAUUGUAUAAAAUAUCAAACAUUAGACUGUUGUCACAGUGAACAGUGUUAGUAGCGUACUAGUGGCUGGAAUUUGUAUGUUCUACAUAUGUGCAGAUCUGAAUAUGAUCAUUCCCGUCACAAAGGUACUGUGGACAUAGCACUUAGCAGUAGGUAGGAAGUAAAAAGAACCUUUUCAAACCAAAUUUUACCUCUUAAGAACAAACACCUUUCUUUUUUUUUUACUGACAUGUUUGUUUUAAUUUUCCAAUUUGAGUGAGAAUAAUGACUCGGUGUUUAUCACUUAUCUGAAAUAGAUUUUGUUUAAAAGUUUCGAUUGGGUAAAGUACUUAUAAAAUAGCACAUUCAUCCUUCUAAUAAUUAAAUAAAAUGUUGAUACAACAUAACCAUAGAUUUAUAUCCCCUCUUUAUUUUUUUGCCAAUCAAUCUGCAAUCUUGGUCUGCCCUAAAUUUGGAACAAUUUGAACAUUUUUAAACAUAUUUUUCCCAUGUUGGUACGGGUACAGUAAUUAUAUAUCCAUGCUUAAUUCUUACUGAUGAUUAAAAAAAAGUAUUGAUUUAUUGAAGUGUUUUAAUCUCAUAGAAAUUGAAAUUACUCUUUCCUGUAGUCCUAGCAUACUUUUGUGAUUUUAAUACAUCCACUGGAUGCAUUUCUAAUCAGAACUAUUAUCUAACUACAGUAGAUAUUACUGGCUGUUUAUUUGUGCGCUUUUCUUAAUAAUUAUUUAUUAUGCAAGUUCAUAAUUUGGAGUGGAUCAUUCAAUUAUUUAUGAAAGCAAACAUGACCUCAUGACAUCUGUUUACAUCAAUGUAAUUUAGAGAUGUUUCAAAUAUGAUUCUGAAGUUGCAUUUUGUGACCACCAUCUGGUUUUUUUGAAUUCAUUUUUAUUUUGCUGUAGAAGUACUACUUAUCUCCUCAAUUUGGACGCCCAAAACUCCAGCCAUGCAUUUUGUAGUAUGUAUUAACUAAGGGCCAGGGGUUUUUUUUUGGCAAAUAUACUUUGUAUAGAUUUACGAUGCUGAAUUUCAGUGAUGAAAAAAAGUGUAUUCAAUGAUUAUAUUUGGAAGCUCGUAUUUAUGGGUCCAGAGAUCUUGUUUCAUUGUGGUUACAUGUAUGUCAUCCGGGAAAAAAAUAUAUAUUUCACUUGAUGUGUUUCUUUGAAGCUCAUGUUGGACGUUAUGGGAAUUAACCUUUCAGGUUUAAGCAGUCAGACCGAUUGAGAUAGUUUACUUGCAUGUAACACCGAUAUAAGCACGUUUUGUUCAGUAUUUGAAUACAUUUUUAAAUAGAAAGUAAAUUCUUUUGUACAAUACGAUGAACUAAUUCAAUAUGAAAUAAUUGUAGCUUACUGCUUUUCAUUACAAACCUGAUCACGUGUAUGUGUGUGUACUUGUUAGGUAGGAAAUGCAUGCUUAUAGAAUUUUUAUAAAUUGAAGAAUCUUUAUGAUUCGUAGUUCAAGAUCAUGGACAAAAAUGUCCUGUAUGUUUAGUCAGCAAUUACAAAGCAUAGUCUAAGCUCACAAAUUAGUAAAGCAGUUUUAAUGCUCAUUACUUUUGUAUUCAUUUGUAUUUUAUUGUAAAUUAAUGUAACCCCAUUUUAAAAGUAACCUUUGUGUUUUUAUAGCCUGCGUUGUAUUCAUGUCUUCUGUAAGACAAAAUCAUGUGUAAAAGUUAAGUUUAAAAGUACUUGAAUACCUGAUAUAAAAGUAGGUAUAUACUCUGUGUGAUAAAGUGUUAGAAGCGUCAAUAAACUAGUAGACUAUAUCAAAGGAUAUAAUAGUAAAAUGUUAGUAUUAAUCAGUGAUUUGUUGAGAGUAUGUUUUGAAUCCGUGAGUUUGGAAAAGGGCUCUUUCAAGAUCUUUGAUUUCCUUUCAAUACUGUACAUGUGAACAUCGAAUUGUGAAAGUGCAAUUCAAGUUUGUAUCAAACCUAAUCCUGACGGUUCAUGUCUGCCAUGGAAUCUCGAUAUGAAAGCUCGGUCUUUUAAUCUCACAUCAGACAUGAUUCCAAACCAAUAAUGAAGGAUAACAUUGUAAAUAUGUGUAGAAUGUUUUCAAGGCGACAGUAUUGAAAUAAUGUGUGUGAAGAUUUCUCGCUACUUUGUCGAGCAAACCACUGUAAAGACGUGACGUCUUCUCUACAAUGAGGUGAAAUAGGUAAUCCUGCUUAAACCAAUUGCACUAAAGUGUGGAUCUUGUUAAACUCUGAACCCUUGGCAGCCGUUUCAGAAGGCUUCUCAUUUUGCCGUUCACUCAGUGGGAUUCAUCAGGUUUUCAAGAAAGCCAAAGUGAAUACAAUGUAAUUACAUUAAGAUUGGAUGCCGAAUUGUGGUCCGAUGCUUUGUAACCUGGCAACCACAUUACAAUUGCCCCCAUCGUAGCAUUAGGACAAGAUGGUAAAUUUUCUGCGUUUUUGAACAGCUUCACAAUCGAAUUGUUGCAAGAACAUAUGGACUUCUUCCAUGCUUUGUGGAAAUUAUGUGUUAAGCAAAAAUCAGCAGAGAACUGGUCACAUGCCAUAACUAUGUAGAUUGCACGACAGUUUGCUGGUAACCGUUUGCUUGUUAGAUAAAUGUUUCGUCACUUUGGUGCGCGCGAAUUGUAAACGAGGCAUUUUACAUUCGCGUGUAUAGUUGUAGUAGAAAGGCACUGUUGUUAAAGCUACGUACGCAUUUUGAGUGUUUUCGCUGUGUAUGCAAAAUGAAACAAAACUGCUUUGAGUGUGGUUCAUAAAGAUUUGCGGCUCAGCUCAAACAGUUAUGACUGUUAGCAGUGUCUAUGCAGGAAUACACGACACGAUACAGAGCGGCGUGUGCAAUGUCAACGCACAACUACAUUAAAAUGAUAGGCUAGGCCUAUAUUGUUUUUAUCUCAAAUUUAUUUUAAGGAUGUCAAUGUAAAGUGUACGUAGUUUCAGCGUAACGUACGUAAUUGCAAAUUAACUGCUGUAUAAAAAAUGGCGUUUUGUGCAGUAAUGGUGAUAUGCACAAAUAAAAGUGUCAACAAACGAAA
Patiria miniata (bat star) is the source of this 5172-nucleotide messenger RNA. RefSeq lists its product as uncharacterized. The transcript is spliced from 5 exons. The coding region runs from base 119 to 1342 and encodes 407 amino acids. Gene Ontology annotation, cellular component: plasma membrane. Lineage: Eukaryota; Metazoa; Echinodermata; Asteroidea; Valvatida; Asterinidae. The record is from RefSeq and is a predicted model, not a curated record. Gene Ontology annotation, molecular function: protein binding.